AUGUCUGUCUUCCAGUCUCAGCUGGACCCCAACAACCUAGGAAUUUGCUGGCCUACAAAUGGAUUGAUGCCUGGUGAGUAUGUACAAGUAAAGCCACUUAGCCCGUUAUUCAGCAAUGUCUUGCAUUAGGCAUUGCAACUUUGGCUUUGCACUGUGCCAAGUUAACGAGAACAGACUAAUGGAGGUUAAUUCCAAAUUACAGAAGGGAAAUGGUUCUAUAGCUUGUUAACAAACAGGAAACCACAUUACGUAAUCUAUUACAUGCAUGUACCUUCUCAGGCUGAUCAUGCAAAGGGAGUCUUCUUAAAGGUAGACUCAGUGAUACAGUGCAUUCGGACCCCUUGACUUUUUCCACAUUUUGUUACGUUACAGCCUUAUUCUGAAAUUGAUUAAAUUGUUUUUUUUUUACCCUGAUCAAGCUACACACAAUACCCCAUAAUGACAAAGCAAAAACAGGUUUUUAUACAUUUUUGCAAAUGUAUUAAAAAUAAACAACUGAAAUAUGACAUUUACAUAAGUAUUCAGACCCUUUACUCAGUACUUUGUUGAAGCACCUUUGGCAACGAUUACAUCCUCAAGUCUUCUUGGGUAUGAUGCUACAAGCUUGGCACACCUGUAUUUGGGGAGAUUCUCCUCUGCAGAUCCUCUCAAGCUCUGUCAGGUUUGAUGGGGAGCGUCGCUCCACAGCUAUUUUCAGGUCUCUCCAAAGAUGUUGGAUUGGGUUCAAGUCCGGGCUCUGGCUGGGCCACUCAAGGACAUCGAGACUUGUCGCGAAGCCACUCCUGCGUUGUCUUUGCUGUGUGCUUAGGGUCGUUGUCCUGUUGGAAGGUGAACCUUCGCCCCAGUCUGAGGUUCUGAGUGCUCUGGAGCAGGUUUUCAUCAAGGAUCUUUCUGUACUUUGCUCCGUUCAUCUUUCCUUCGAUCCUGACUAGUCUCCCAGUCCCUGCCGCUGAAAAACAUCCCCACAGUAUGAUGGUGGUGGCAGCAUGCUUCACCGUAGGGAUUGUGGCAGGUUUCCUCCAGACAGAACUCUUUGGCCUGAAUGCCAAGCGUCACAUCUUGGUUUCAUCAGACCAGAGAAUCUUGUUUCUCAUGGUCUGAGAGUCCUUUAGGUGCCUUUUGGCAAACUCCAAGUGGGCUGUCAUGUGCCUUUUACUGAGGAGUUGCUUCCGUCUGGCCACUCUAACAUAUAGGCCUGAUUGGUGGAGUACUGCAGAGAUGGUUGUCCUUCUGGAAGGUUCUCCCAUCUCCACAAAGGAACUCUGGAGCUCUGUCAGAGUGACCAUUGGGUUCUUAGUCACCUCCCUGACCAAGGCCCUUCUUCCCCGAUUUCUCAGUUUGGCCGGGCGUCCCGCUCUAGGAAGAGUGUUCGUGGUUCCAAACUAAUUCCAUUUAAGAAUGAUGGAGGCCACUGUUUUCAUGGGGAUCUUCAAUGCUGCAUAAAUGUUUUGUUACCCUUCCCCAGAUCUGUGCCUCGACACAAUCCUGUCUCGGAGCUCUACAGACAAUUCCUUCGACCUCAUGGCUUGGUUUUUGCUCUAACAUGCUGUGGAACCUUAUAUAGACAGGUGUGUGCCUUUCCAAAUCACGUCCAAUCAAUUGAAUUUACCACAGGUGGACUCCAAUCAAGUUGUAGAAACAUCUCAAGGAUGAUCAAUGGAAACAGGAUGAACUUGAGCUCAAUUUCGAGCAAAGGCUCUUAAUACUUAUGUAAGUAAGGUAUUUUUAUUUUGUAAUACAUUUGCAACAAUUUCUAAACCUGUUUUCGCUUUGUAAUUAUUGGGUAUUGUGUGUAGAUUGAUAAAUUAAUUUAAUCAAUUUUAGAAUAAGGCUGUAACGUAACAAAAUGUGGAAAAAGGGAAGGGGUCUGAAUUAUUUUUGAAUGCACUGUAUGUACAGCAGUAGAUAUACUAGAGUAAGCUGUCAAGAAUCCAGUGUAUGUGUGUAUAUAUAUAUAUAUAUAUAUAUAUAUGCAGUGUGUAUAAACAGCGUAACUAAGAUGUAAAGUAGUAGAAAUAUUAGAAUGAGCAAUGUCGAGAAUACAUUAUUUAAAUACACACUACAAAACUCCAUGGUAAAAUGGAUAGAAUUGUAAGAAAUUAGCUUCCGGACCAGUGUCAAGCUGCAACUACAUUGUAUCAGGAAUGAAUUGCCUUUUUUCCAUUUUCUCACAUAUCAUUGAAUUAAAUAAACCUCAACAGUAGUUUCUAUUAAUGUUAGAGCUGGGCGAUAUGGACAAAAAUCCAUAUCACAAUAAAUUGACUGAAUUAUCACAAUAAAUAAAUAGAACGAUAAGUCUAACAAUGUGCACCAUAGUUACGUUAGUAUACUUUUAACUGCUACUACUACUUUGAAUGUUGUAGCUAUCAAAUGUCCCGUUAGCAAUUGCCCAAAUUAGCAGACUUUUUUUUAAACUUCACAUUUCUCUAGUAUAGUAAAAAAAUAUAUAGCUCAAAAAAAUAAAGGGAACACUUAAACAACACAAUGUAACUCCAAGUCAAUCACACUUCUGUGAAAUCAAACUGUCCACUUAGGAAGCAACACUGAUUGACAAUAAAUGUCACAUGCUGUUGUGCAAAUGGAAUAGACAAUAGGUGGACAUUUAUAGGCAAUUAGCAAGACACUCCCAAUAAAGGACUGGUUUUGCAGGUGGUGACCACAGACCACUUCUCAGUUCCUAUGCUUCCUGGCUGAUGUUUUGGUCACUUUUGAAUGCUGGCGGUGCUUUCACUCUAGUGGUAGCAUGAGACGGAGUCUACAACCCACACAAGUGGCUCAGGUAGUGCAGCUCAUCCAGGAUGGCACAUCAAUGCGAGCUGUGGCAAGGUUUGCUGUGUCUGUCAGCGUAGUGUCCAGAGCAUGGAGGCGCUACCAGGAGACAGGCCAGUACAUCAGGAGAUGUGGAGGAGGCCGUAGGAGGGCAACAACCCAGCAGCAGGACUGCUACCUCCGCCUUUGUGCAAGGAGGAGCAGAAGGAGCACUGCCAGAGCCCUGCAAAAUGACCUCCAGCAGGCCACAAAUGUGCAUGUGUCUGCUCAAAUGGUCAGAAACAGACUCCAUGAGGGUGGUAUGAGGGCCCGACGUCCACAGGUGUGGGUUGUGCUUACAGCCCAACACCGUGCAGGACGUUUGGCAUUUGCCAGAGAACACCAAGAUUGGCAAAUUCGUCACUGGCGCCCUGUGCUCUUCACAGAUGAAAACAGGUUCACACUGAGCACAUGUGACAGUCUGGAGACGCCGUGGAGAACGUUCUGCUGCCUGCAACAUCCUCCAGCAUGACUGGUUUGGCGGUGGGUCAGUCAUGGUGUGGGUUGGCAUUUCUUUGGGGGGCCUCACAGCCCUCCAUGUGCUCGCCAGAGGUAGCCUGAGUGCCAUUAGGUACCGAGAUGAGAUCCUCAGACCCCUUGUGAGACCAUAUGCUGGUGCGGUUGGCCCUGGGUUCCUCCUAAUGAAAGGCAAUGCUAGACCUCAUAUGACUGGAGUGUGUCAGCAGUUCCUGCAAGAGGAAGGCAUUGAUGCUAUGGACUGGCCCGCCCAUUCCCCAGACCUGAAUCCAAUUGAGCACAUCUGGGACAUCAUGUCUCGCUCCAUCCACCAACGCCACAUUGCACCACAGACUGUCCAGGAGUUGGCGGAUGCUUUAGUCCAGGUCUGGGAGGAGAUCCCUCAGGAGACCAUCCGCCACCUCAUCAGGAGCAUGCCCAGGUGUUGUAGGAAGGUCAUACAGGCACGUGGAGGCCACACACACUACUGAGCCUAAUUUUGACUUGUUUUAAGGACAUUACAUCAAAGUUGGAUCAGCCUGUAGUGUGGUUUUCCACUUUAAUUUUGAGGGUGACUCCAAAUCCAGACCUCCAUGGGUUGAUACAUUUGAUUUCCAUUGAUCAUUUUUGUGUGAUUUUGUUGUCAGCACAUUCAACUAUGUAAAGAAAAAAGUAUUUAAUAAGAUUAUUUCAUUCAUUCAGAUCUAGGAUUUGUUAUUUUAGUGUUCCCUUUAUUUUUUUGAGCAGUGUAUAUUUGAGUGGUCGGUUUGGUCCAUGUCGAUAAUUUUCGGUUUAUCAUCCCAGCUCUAAUUAAUGGUAUCAUCUUUCUCCUUAUUCUCAUAGAGAGCAGUUAUUGGCAGCUCUGCCCUCCCUCCAAGCCUGGCCUGCAGGGUGUGCUGAGCUCCAGCUUCCCCCCCUGCCCUGUCCCUCUGGUUCCCCCCGAAACUCACCUGGCAGAGGGGGAAGCCCUGCACCGGCCCCUGGUCCCAAGCACCUCAGUGACAGACCUGUCUUUUCCAGGUGCACCCCCUCCCCCCCCGCCACCCCCCAAACGCCACUGUCGUUCACUGUCCGUGCCAGAGGACCUUUCACGCUGCCGUUAUACCUGGCGGCCCAGCGCCUCGAGGGUCUGGACACCUGUGAAUCGCCAAUGCCACAGUGGAGGGGGAGCGGGGGGACCUUGUCCACUUCGUGCUCCUAGCUCGUCUCUAAACUCUUCACUAUACUCUUCUUCAAGCCCCACAUUCUUUAGCCUUGCUCUCUCCCCUGACUCCCCACUGCCCUGGAAUUUCCCAUGGGACCCCAGUGACACUGCUGGAGGAGGCGCCUGCUGCUGUUUCUUCCCCUCCCCGUCGUCCUGCUCCUCUUCUCCGUCCCCGCUCCACCCUCCCCCUCCUCCACAGCGACGCUUCUCUCUGUCCCCUGUCCUUAUCAGAGAGGCUGCCGCCCAGUUCCUGCCCCCGCCUCCAGUUCCACCGCAGCGUGCAGCACCCCCUCCGGCUGUGCCUGCUUCGCCCUCCUCUGCCUGCAGCACCCCGUCCUCGCUUCGCCGGGCCAUCCCCCCUCAGCUCCCGCGCUGCCACUCCCAGCCCUGUGACCUGCUCCUUCUCAAACCGGGCCUGAAGCGACGCCGUGACCCAGACAGACCAUUUGCCCGGCCAGUACUGGAUUUCACCAAGAUGACUCAGGUAAACAAAAUAUCAUUUAAGGGUCAGGAAAUGAAUAGAAAUGGUUGCUGUAUGUAGAUCGGUGGAGGUGGAUCAUGCCCUCUCCUAGCCAGAGGAAGGUUGUUAAAGUGAUAGUUCACCCAAAUUACAUAAUGGAAUAUUGGUUUCCUUACCCUGUAAGCAGUCUAUGGACAAGAUAUGACCGCAAUGCAUGGGAUUUGUGCCACAAAGGCUAAAACAUUAGCAUUCGGAAACAGUGCCAGGGAAACGAAACUUGACCGCUCUUAGUUGUUGUGGAAAUUGACCCACUAUGCUGUUUAUUUUCUGCACCUACGUCAUAUUGCUGAGUCUACCUUUAACCUUAAUUAAUUUAGACCCCUAUGCCUAAUCUUAAAUGUUUGUUCAGCAGGUCGAAUAUCCACUUCCCUACUGUUGCAGAAAUUGACCCACUAUGCUGUUUACAUUCUGCAUCUACUAGGGGUGUGCCGACAUGGCCGUACUCUUAGUCAUAUCCGUAAAUUGACAGUUGAAUAUCGGAUGAUACUUGUGAUCGGAAAAAAAACUAAAGUGUUUAAAUAUGCCUAAGUAGAUGUUGGCAAAAUACCUCCCUGCAGAUUAGGAACAGCGCGCGAAUGGGUGUAUGUGUGUCCUCAAUUUGCAGCAGGCAGCCAAGUUUGCAGUAACUCAGUCAGAAUGCGCAUCAGUGUUUAAUAUUUUUUCCCUACCCUUGCCCCGCUUGUUAGAUAUUAUGCACAUUGAUAGCUUGAUAGCAAACGUCCUCGCCAUGCGAUUUAUUAUAGUAGCAGGCAGCAACAAUCUAAAUGAUCAGACCGAAAUGAUGAUGCGAGUGGACGGAUACAACUUCACUCUCUCCAAUCAGAGCAGCAGGAUCAACAUAUAUCCCGCCCUUCUCUUUACAGACAGGCAAACUAGCCAGUUGAGUUAUUUAGACCACGUAAAACCUCGCACAUGACUGAAUGACAUGAGAAAGAUGCAUGCUGGCACCUAAAAAUUACGUUUUUUCCGAUCAUGGAUAAUUACAAAAAAUACUCUGAUCAUAAUCGUAUCCAGAAAAUUGCCCAUAUCCAUUACGAUACUUGUUUUGUCCGACUACUCGGCACAACCCUAGCAUCGACGUCAUAUCGCUGAGUCUACCUUUAAGGCUCAAAAAGCAUCCUUGUUAAACUUGUCAAAUCACACAGUCUAACCGUACUGUAAGAAACAUUCCAUUUCGUCAGCGAGAUGGACCAUUUAUCUUUACAACAUCAAUAGACAUGCAGAGGCAACGUUCACCCAUACCUCCAUUCUUAGAAUACAGACCACACCUGUGUAUUAUUGUUCUUGUUACCCAUCGUCCCAGGCCACAGAUGUCUCUUCUGCUCCCAUGCCCCAGGGUGCCAAUGGCUCUCAAUGUAGGCAAUGCCAGGCCAAUGUUAUACUGUACACCAAGACUCACUCUUGAAUGUAUUUGCAUAUAAUUUACAUGCAGCUGCAGAAAGUCUGGCAUCCCUUUUCAGUGUACCCACCCAGUCACCCCCUCACAUUAAAAAAAACAAGGUACGCUACACUUAAAAGUUGCAGGUUAAUUUAGCCCGAAUCCUUUACAUGUGGUGUAUAUGUAAAACAGUUGUUCUGGUUAGGUUUAGAAUAGUCUCUUUCAGCAGCCACAGUCAUUGGAAGAGCUUAUUAGAAGAGUUUGAGUCGGGCAUACGAGACUAGGCUUACACCUACAGUAUUUGGUAGUUCAACCCCAUAUAUUCAAGUUAACAAUACGAGCCCAGUUCAUUUUCAGGGAGAUGUGGCAUCAUAUUACCCUUGUUUCUAUUGUUAGUUCAGGAUUUUCUUUUCAAAUGUGACAAACUAAACUUCUGCGCCCAUGUUGUAAGAAUCAGAAAGAUUAUGUAUGAUGCUUCAUUUUCCCACUUCCUAACCAGUUAUAUCAACUUGGUUUCAUUUGAUUUGGGUUGUUCCAUAUGAAUUCAAUAAUUUUCUGACUGCACCCCUUUAGAUUUGAACGAAACCUUCCAUUCAAGUUUGCCCAUGGUAGAAGUGGUCAGAAAGGGACAUUUGGACCGGAGUGCCAAAACAUUCAGGAGAUAGAGGUGCUCAAAGUUGACCUGUUUUGCAUACCCCACCCUACCAUGAGACAUCAUCCAUGUUUUCAUUACUGAAAAAUAUUUACAUAGCCUAUUUUACCGUCAUCGGUUGAGAUGCAGCAUUCUCUUGAGUACCUGGUGGGUGUCAUUUCAUUCAUAGAAACAGAAUUCAUAGAAUGGACCUAUCCCUUCAGACAACUUCAAUUUAGCUGGUACACUAUUGACAUUUAAUUUAAUUUUUAUGUUUAAAUUACUACCAGAAAGAUGGCCACCAGUCCACCCACCGUUGAAUGUCAACAUUUAAUGAAAAUGUCUAUAUUUCAAUGAUUUCAAUAGGUUUUCUAUGGAAGAUUGACAGUUUAAUUUUAAACAAUGGAUAUUCCCACUCAAGUCAACGUUAUCUGAUGUGUGGACCUCCAACCAUCUUUGUGGUACCAUUUGAAAGUUGAAAUUACAAUUUUAUUCACGUUUUAGUUCAUUUAUCAACCAAAACAUUAGCUACAGAUUGUAACACCAGAUAUUGUGAUUUAACCCAAAAAAUUGGCUAUCCAUUUAGGUUAGGUACUGUUUGGUGUAGCACAGAUAAUUUUCUACCAACCUUGGCGAUACUGUCUUCAUCCUCGAUUCGUGGAAACAGGAGUCUCAAUGUCCUUGUCUAGUUGCAGGGGGUCCAUUUUUUUAAUUUAGAAAAUGCUCUGUUAUUUAAAUAUAUUUUUUUGCUCCGUGAAAAAAAUCCAACAAUGUGUACGCCGCCAUCUUAAGUUUAGGUAAUUUAUUUUCAAGUCAUGACGACAUGGAUGUCUCAUGGUAGGGUGGGUUUGCAAAAUGGGUCAACUUUGAGCACCUCUAUCUCCUGAAUGUUUUGGCAUUCAGGUCCAAAAACUUUCUGACCACUUCUACCAUGGAAGGUUUUGUUCAAAUAAAAAAGGGGUGCAGUCAGAAAGUGAUUGAAAUCAUAUGGAGCAACCCUUUACCUAUUUCUGUAUCAUGAAUAGAGAACAUGUGGUUUGAAUGCAGUCCAGAAUGUAGACUGCUCUUGUCUUUUUAGAGAGGGAUGAUACAUGUGUAAACAAGGCCUUGUUCUCUCUUAAAUGUUUAUCCUAUUUGUGUAUUUUCAGACUCGCAGUACAGACCCCUUGAGUGGUAUGGAGCGUGGGAGGCUGGCUUGUGGAGGGGAUGUUUGCAUGGGCUUUGAGCCUUUUUUGGGGGACUUCAGAGGGUCGUGUUCACCAGCAGAGGGGCUGGGAAGGACAAGCAUUGGACCUCUAAGUGAGAGUGACGAGGAGGGGGAAGAGGGGGAGGAAGACCCUGAUCGAGAAGAGUGUCAGCCGAGUGUCUUUGAGAGGGAUUGUACAGAACUAGAUUUGAGCCUAAUUGAAGAAAAUUAAAAUCUUUCCCCUUUACCGCCAGCAUUCAACACUCCACCCUGCUACACUUCAUCGGCAGGGCUCUCAGGAACACGACUUCUCUCUCAUGGGAUGAGCUGGGGUAUAUAUAAUCUCAUUGACAAUGGUCAUGAUUUGACUUCUACCAAUAAUAACAAUUAAUUCAGGUAGCCAUGGAUGCUGUCCUUCCAUCAGAGUACAUUCCAGAAACAGUUGCUGAAACAUUCUUGUGAAUAAUCUGAAUGCUGGAGAUGCCAGCUAUUCCCGUAGUGUGUUGGAUGUCUUCUUAAUGCACCUUCACAGACUAGGAUGGAAUUUGGGAAGACUAACACGCUUCUGGUUGCUUUCUUUCUUUUACAUGACUUUCCUCUC
Messenger RNA from Coregonus sp. 'balchen', 8784 nucleotides. The record is from the annotation of a GenBank genome assembly. NCBI's taxonomy places the organism in Eukaryota, Metazoa, Chordata, Actinopteri, Salmoniformes, Salmonidae.